GAAGAAGUAUGGUGUCAAAAGUUCAUGGACUAGAAUGAGUUCUAUUGACAGUCGAACUGCAGAGUGGUGGUCUUGUUGGCUGUACCAGCCCAUAAGUCAACUGCAGAAUGGGCCACUGCUGAUGUUUCUUAAUCGUGAAAGUGCCUUAAUAUAUUAUGAUACUAAAAAAAAAGAGUGGAGAUAUCUUAAGAUUUAUGGGAUUAAAUCAAACUGUGAAGCAGUGGCUCAUAUUCCAAGUUUCAUCUCGCUUAAGGAUGCCGUAAUAGGUAACAGUGGUGUGGUGCUGAAUAUAAAUUCAAGGUGUGCGAGGUUUAAACUGCAGGGAGAGACUAAAGCUCUUUUAUUGGUGGAAGAAGAUUGGAAAAUGGAGUUGAAUUGGGAUUCAUAUUGUUCAUCGUAUAGUGAGGAAAAUGAUGUGGACACUGGUGGCAGGGGAGAUGCAGCCGAAAACCAGGCUUGAAAAACUACUUAAUGGGGUCCAAUCUUCACUUCAAGACUCAUUUACCUUUCAUUGGAAACUACCUUGAAUACCCUCACAACUAUGUGUAGUUAUGUGUUUUGAACCUUUUGCAGAUUUCUCAUUAUUACCCCAGAUUAACCAGCUAUUCUCCUAGCACUAAUGUUUUUGGUUACUUGAAUGAUUUGGGAUCUUCACAGGAUCAUCUUUCAUGGGCAUGGAAUACCAAUUUUGAAUGUGGUUUUGGGGCAAGUGCCAUAAGGUUAUUUAGGCAGGAUUUGGAUCUCCCUCAUUCAGUGUAUGUUGUUCAAAUUUUGUAAACAGUAUUAUCA
Molecule: messenger RNA, 789 nt
Organism: Ilex paraguariensis (yerba mate)
Lineage: Eukaryota; Viridiplantae; Streptophyta; Magnoliopsida; Aquifoliales; Aquifoliaceae
Source: the annotation of a GenBank genome assembly